This is a messenger RNA of Pimephales promelas (fathead minnow), 4521 nucleotides long. Lineage: Eukaryota; Metazoa; Chordata; Actinopteri; Cypriniformes; Leuciscidae. The record is from RefSeq and is a predicted model, not a curated record.
UGACAAAAAACAUGGAUGUGAGCUGUAGCUUAAGUGCUCUUCUCGCACUAUCACCGCCAUACCGCUCCUGGAUGCUGCGCUGGAGUACGCAUGCGCACCACAGUGGAAUUACUGCACAGCGCACUCUAAGUUGGAUUUUCUCUGUCUUCACGGAAACCAGAAAACAUAAAAGUAUGGAGAUCUUUAGAAUACGAGAAAAGGGCUUUAUGCGCGUCUGGACGUUCCCCGUGAUAAUGGCUGUGGUGUGUGCGCAAAGUGUCAAUGAUCCAAGCAAUAUGUCUAUCGUAAAAGAAACUGUUGAUAGACUAUUGAAGGGAUAUGACAUUCGCUUGAGGCCAGAUUUUGGAGGUCCACCGGUGGGAGUGGGGAUGAAUAUAGACAUUGCCAGCAUAGACAUGGUGUCAGAAGUGAAUAUGGACUACACAUUGACGAUGUAUUUCCAGCAAGCCUGGCGAGACAAACGCCUGUCCUAUUCUGAGAUUCCUCUUAACCUGACGCUGGAUAACAGGGUAGCUGAUCAGCUGUGGGUGCCGGAUACAUACUUCCUGAAUGACAAGAAGUCUUUUGUACAUGGUGUAACAGUGAAGAACAGAAUGAUCCGUCUUCAUCCAGAUGGCACUGUGCUUUAUGGGCUCAGGAUUACUACCACCGCCGCCUGCAUGAUGGACUUACGCAGAUACCCACUAGAUGAGCAGAACUGCACACUGGAAAUCGAGAGCUAUGGCUACACCACAGAUGAUAUUGAGUUCUACUGGCGAGGUGGCGACCAUGCAGUAACGGGGGUUGAAAGGAUAGAGCUUCCUCAGUUCUCUAUAGUGGACUACAAACUCAUCUCGAAAAACGUGGUGUUUUCUACAGGUUCAUAUCCUCGCCUCUCCCUGAGCUUCAAGCUUAAGAGAAACAUUGGCUACUUCAUUCUGCAGACCUACAUGCCUUCAAUCCUAAUCACCAUCCUGUCUUGGGUAUCCUUCUGGAUCAACUAUGAUGCCUCGGCUGCCAGGGUUGCUUUAGGCAUCACCACUGUGCUGACCAUGACCACCAUCAACACACAUUUGAGGGAGACUCUUCCAAAGAUUCCGUACGUCAAAGCCAUUGACAUGUACCUGAUGGGCUGUUUCGUGUUCGUCUUCCUGGCUCUGCUGGAGUACGCACUGGUCAACUACAUCUUCUUCGGUAGGGGACCGCAGCGGCAGAAGAGAGCGGCGGAGAAAGCCUCCACAGCCAACAAUGAAAGAAUGAGAAUGGAUCCCAACAAAUGGUUGAUGGGAAAUGUAGUUCAGAGAGACGAUGCUCUGUAUGCCAGAAUGAAACAGAGGGAUAUUGACGCACAUGACUCCAUGUGGGAACCAAUCUUUGUGGAUGAUGCAGCAUUAGGACUAGGCGAUUCAAAAAAUAAGAUGGACCCCCAUGAAAACAUCCUUCUCAGUCCUCUGGAGAUCAAGAAUGAAAUGGGCACGUCCGAGUUAAGCCUGGGUUUGGGCGACCCCCGCUCCACCAUGCUGGCCUUUGACAGCACCACGCUGCAGUAUCGGAAAGCCGGCCUGGCCAGGCACAACUUUGGGCACAAUGCGCUGGAACGCCACGUUGCUCAGAAGAAGAGCCGACUACGACGGCGCACUUCGCAGCUUAAAAUCAACAUCCCUGACUUAACUGAUGUAAAUUCAAUCGACAAAUGGUCGAGAAUGAUCUUCCCCACCGUGUUUUCUUUCUUCAAUGUCAUCUACUGGCUUUAUUAUGUCAACUAAGUGGAUCGCGGGGCCGUCCAAGAAGCGCCACUUAUUUUUACGUCAGUAUAUUCUUCCGUUAUCCUGCGUCUGAUUUCGCAAUACAAGCAGGACUUAUGUUGACAGAUUAAAAUCAGGACUAACUCUCUUUAACCUUGGGUUCACCUUAAUUGCUGGCUGACACGAUACUCUAAAGAGAUUAAGAACAAACGGUGCCUAUUUCAAAAUCCAGUAGUUUUAGUGCGUUUUGUUCAAUAUUAGGUAUAUCGGUUUUGUUGCAAAAUGAUCAAAUCAGUUAUAGCUUUUUAGCAACGGAAAACUCAAAGACUUAAAAAUUAGACAUCCACAGCACUUCACUGUCAGUUCUUUCCUCCUUUAGCAAUUGAUAAGAAAGCUGCACUCAAUAACUUAAUAUAUCUAUUCCUUUAUUUGAAGUUCCCUUUCGAAGGGAACUCAACAAUACGUCGAAUGACGCAUUGUCUCGUUCCCUGUUCUCAGGGAACAUAGGUUACAGUCGUAACCUGAGACGUUUUCUUUUGUUCUGGUCUGUUGAGUAAAGAGACUAUAGGAAUAGUUUUAUCAUAUGGUGGUAUUUUCUACUUUACACACAGAUGAUAGUUUAUUUAUUCAAGAGAAUUUUAUUAUACACUUAUUUACUUUGGUAAAACGUGUCACUCAAAUCCUUUACUCUAAAGUUUAUCGACACUUUGGUGAGCUUUACAUUUCCAAUAUGCUAGUUUCAUUUUGAUGUUCAGAAGUGGAAGUUGAAGGUGUCCCUACUCCAAACCACUCGAUUCAGCUGCUAACUCGAAUCGCUUUUAUAGCUCCCAUUAAUCUUGUGUAAUGCUAGUCUAACCAUUAGCAUUCCCAUUCAUCUCAAUUGCAGUUGUUCUCCUGAUGCUUAAAAGUAUGUGACCUGAAUUCUGCCAUCAUUGUUCAUGAUGGGGAAAAUGCCACAUGACUGAUUGUUAUUCAACAGGAAAUGCCAAUGCGUAUUAGCUGAUAGCAUCUGAGGAACAAAUCUAAACCCAAACCCUUCAGCAGCGCGAUUACUUUGAUGUGAAUGGCAACAGACAAGAAAAAAUAUAAACCUGUUUCCCAUUUGUGAGAGCACUCCAAAAAUAACAUGCCACUGGCAAAAAGAUAAAUAUUGUAUUAAUCAGACUCUCUCUAUAUAUAUAGCAAAAUGGUGUAGUUACAAGACCUAGUGACCAAACCUUGACACCUUGUGUGUAGUCUCAAACCGUUCUCACUCCGAAGGCAUCAAAAACUGCAGCAUUGACAGAUGCCUUGCCACUAUUAAGAUGCUAAAGGCACACCUUUGGAAAUUGCUAUACGUUAUCUACAGGCUAGGAUUACCAGUGCAUUUAAUGAGAAGCCAUUCCUGUCAAUGCACGGAUGGGUUUUCAUUGUCAGGAAAUUCUAUAUUGAGGUAUAAUUUUGUCAUUAUGACUCAAGUGUUGAGUUUUGAUUGUUAGGUUAAGCCAUAAUCAUUUAAUUAACACUACACUCAGGGCUUGACAUUAACUCUCGCCAAAUGUGGGUGUAUUUCAACAAUGGCGUUUAACGCAGUCACUCCUUCUAGCCAUUUUGGCGGGUCGAAUUUGAUAUAUAAUAUAGCAAUUUUACAGUAGUAGUUUUUCAAAAAGGCAUCUGAAAAUAAAAAAAACUAAGUGCAAUGUAGUGUUAUAGAUUUUUGAUACACGUCGAUAUUGAAAUAUCCAAAACUCAUUUAUCGCAGAAUCUCCCUGACAGUGAGUUACACAGAGACCCGCCUCUCCUCACUCGUUCGUUUCAUUUGCUUCGGAUGAAUAUUGUUACUGUUACAGGGAUUGAAUUUCGCCGUGGAAUUGCUCAUAUUGUGCAUAAUUUGACUCCUCCUCUUAGUACUUAAGUUAUUUCUCACUGCCUAUUGCACUUCAACGGUCAAAUACACACAAAAUAAUGUCAAAGUGCUGGUCCUGGCGACUAUUCACGUCUAAACACAGUCAGUCAUGUUUGAAUUGAACGUUAACAGUUGAGAAACGCAUGUGUAAGAGUAUAAUGGAUCUGUGCGACAGGUCUUAAAGUGACAGCAGCCUAACAAACCUGCUGCCAAAUUAUGAGAUAAUAUUAAAAUUAUCUAUAUGGCAGUUUCCCCCCAUGGUAUCGAUGAGUGCCUUGUAACUUUGGAAAACCACCAAGCAAAAAAAGUUAAUGCCAAUCCCUGAGUUUACAAUUUAGACAGUUUGAGCACCUAACCCGUCUUCUCGAGCGCCUAACUCGAACCAUUUCUCAAUAUAAAACAACAUGAAGGAACAGGAUACAAGUACAGUCGCAAUUAUUUAUUCAAAACUUGCAAAUAUAUUCCAAGUCUUGCUGAACAAGCGUCAUUUAUUGAAUGCUGAGGUGUGUGGCUGUCUUCAAGAGCAUUAAGAUUUCCAGUGAUUACAACCUUGAAUUUCACUCUGUUCCUCACAUAAAAAGAACAUAUUGCUCCUUGUAAUGCACCACACGUCAUUAUUCAUACUUGUAUGUAAAAUUACUGUGACUGUUCUUCAUCUUUUGUUGAAAAGUGGUUAGGUUUAGGGUAUGAGUGGGAUUAGGUGCUCAAAAAUAUGUGUAAAAGGAUACAAAUAAUUUUUGUUUUACAAAAAAAAAGGAAUGUGGAGACAUUUUACCUAAAAUUAUAAUGAUAAAAGACACAUAAAGCAAAAUGCAAGCAAGCAAUUUCUUAUUGUCUUAGUGGUUGCACGCAAAGCGAUUUUUCAUGCUACGGUUUUUGUCUACUUUUGAGUGAGAAUAUAUUGGUUCUAAA